AUGGCUCCGCCGCCCCUCUCUCCCUCCCCUUCCGGAUCGACUGAGCGAUUAGUCGAAGAGCUGGCACCCGCGCUGGACCAGCUAAAGUCCCUAACGGUGGGCAACCCAAUUACCUUCCCGCAGGUACUGACAGCCACCGAACCUCUCCUCCGUCUGCGCCAUACCUUUAUUGAUGAUGCCCACCCGCGAACCGCCAAAGAUGCAUUCCGACAACUGUGGGGCUUCCAGACCCUGCUGCGUGUUGCCGAACAAUUAGCAGAGCUAUAUGACAUCAAUGCUUUAUCCAAGGACGAGAGAAAAGAUUUACUAGCCAUUUACAAGGAUGUGCUGGGAGUCUUGGCUGAGGCAUUGAAGAAUCAUUUUGGCAAUAGACGAUACUUUGCGCGCAGGAUCGUCGGAGGGGGAACGGCAGCCCUAGAGCGAAGUCUGGCUGUACUUGUUGGAAAAGUAGGCCAGGCUGAAAAUGAUGCACACCAAAUAUAUGGUGCGGUUUUGGCCGCUGCGCUGUGCCAGGAGAGCGUUUCGGGAAUUUUUAUAACAUUGAGUGCGAAAUUCCCACAUAUUGAGAGGUCCCAAUCUCCAACACAGCUGCGGGAUGCCGUGGACCAGUGCAUGGGACCCGCCGAGACUGUAGAAGUGGCAGAGCUUCUGGGACCAUUACUUCGGGCGUGGGUGACUCAAUCUGCCUCCCCAGGCAAUGGUACUCUACGCCUUGCUAUCCCCGCAUGUCUUUGUCAAUUGGCAUCCCAAUCCUUGAGGAACGUUGUAGCUUUGCAUGCCACCGGUAUGCUGACUUCCAUUCUUCCACUUCUGUUCGACAGCGGCCGGCCCGACAACGAGACAGAACUUUAUCAGCAUUUGGCUCGGCUUCUCAGUGUCCAGGGAAUGAGUAGCCUGGAUGACGCAGUUGCUCUGUACCGUCGAGCACAUCAGAACCCACGGGUCUUGAAAUUCCUUGUGUCUGCUCUCAAAGCUUCUAAAGAGCCUCCUGCAAUACAAUUCGACAUGUCUAUACAUGGCUUUUCUUCUGUGGAGUUCGCGACUUUGGGUCGACCAUUUCCCCCAAGUUCUUCGGGCGGCUAUACUUUGGCAGCCUGGGUUCGGUUUGAUGAGUUCGAUCUCAACACACAUACCACGAUAUUUGGCGCGUUCGAUGCCAGCCAGACCUGCUUCCUGCUUGCUUACCUGGAGAAGGAUACUCACAACUUUAUUCUUCAAACGUCAAUCCGUGGUCUCCGCCCCAGUGUUCGGUUCAAGUCCGUUAAGUUCAAGCCUGGUCGAUGGUAUCAUAUUUGCAUGGUCCACAAACGGCCAAAGCCCACCUCAUCAUCACGAGCAUUUCUGUUCGUAGAUGGCGAAUUUGUGGAGCAGCUAAAGAUUGACUACCCCUCCGUUCCCACCAGUAAUCACCCGAACAGACCACCUCACAUCCAAGCAUUUUUUGGCACGCCCCAGGAUCUAGCAAUGCGUCUUGGCAAGGGAGUUUCGACGUCCAGAUGGUCCUUGGCCAAUGGGAUACUCCUCGACGAGGCCUUUAGUGAUGAUAUGAUAGCUGUCUUCUACAAUCUCGGGCCCCGCUACUAUGGCAACUUUCAGGAUUGUCUUGGUUCUUUUCAAACCUAUAAGGCCUCUGCAACCCUAAAUCUACGCAACGAACACCUCCAUCCUGGGAAGGAGGAGUCUUCGGAUAUUGUGACAGCCAUCAGGAGACGAGCCAGCACUUUAGUUCGUGAGAAUUCGAUAUUAAUUAAUGUUUCUCCAGUUGCUGUUCUUGACGAUGAUGACAGCAACAACGUUGAUGAAUCACAGCUCAUAAAAUGCUUAUCAAGACAGGCAGCAAAGAGCUUGCAACAAUUAACCAAGGCCGGCGGUAAUGCCGUUGCAAUCAAUGGGGCUACUCCGGCAAUCAACGAUGGCUUAACUCAGCCCCAGGGAGUCGGAAUUUUAACGGGUGAUCCGGUGGUUGCUGUCCCCUGGUCAUUAGACGACGCCAGUUGGUGCCUUGGUGGCUGUGCCGCUGUGCAUUUAAGCUUGAUUCAAUCCUCUGGCUCCCCCGAAACCCUCCGCUUGGCCGUCGAAGCUCUUUAUGAAGCUAUCCAAGACAAUUGGAGAAACAGUGAAGCAAUGGAAAGAGAAAACGGCUAUGGCAUUCUUGCAGCGCUCUUGCGGGAAAAACUAGGCUUUCAAUUGGGUAACUUCUCGUCUAGUAAACCUGCCGUGGCCAACUCAAGUGCUGAAGAACAAAAUUCUCUUACCUUGGAUCUUCUGCGCUUGACACUGGAGUUCGUGGGAUAUAAUUUUGAGCACCCAAACCUUUCUAUUAUCACCAACCCGCUCGCCUACCGGGUCUUGCUGGUUGACAUGGAUAUUUGGCGAUAUGGCGAAGCACCGGUCCUCGAGCUAUACUACAAUCAAUUCCGAGCCUUUGCUACUGACAGCAACUAUCACCGCUUCAACGCAAAACGGCUUGGUCGCAUGCGUGCCAGCAAGAAAUUGAUUGAGACACUGAAGGGCGGCGAAUUAACUCUCGAGACGCUCAACCCUUGUCUCUCUGCUUUCCGGUCUUUGAUGGAGAGCGGCAUGUCUCCUGAUCUCCUGCGGUCGUUUGCUUUAUCCAUCACAUAUACACUUCACAUGCCAAAGCCCACUACUAGUCUCCAGAAAAAGAAGAGUCUUCGAUUUGUCGCGGCUCCCUCACGACCGGGUUCUUCAAAAUCCCAUUCCGAAAAGCAUAUCUCGGCCACCAUGCAAGGAACUGAAAUGUUGCGGUUGUAUACAGAAGUGCUGUGCAAUCCGCUAGACUCCACACCGUUAAAGAAAUUUGCCAAAGCGGUAACUAACAAGUGGCUACUUUAUCUGUCAUGUGAAGACGAACCAGAAGUCGUGGUCCUUGCUACGAAGAUACUAGCUCGGUUGUUAGUUGUUCAUGGCAGUGGGUAUAGUAAGAAGUUCUCUGACAAAAAUGGGGGGUACACGAUCUUAGAGCACCACUUGAAAAGAUGGUGGAACGUUCCUGCACUGUGGACCAUCUGCUUUUCCAUCUUAUUUGGUCGAGACAUUGCUCUUUUGAACCUUGACAGACCGUUUGACGGCCCUGGCUUUCUAAAACUGUUUCUCAGUGACGGAGAUCUUCGAAUUGUGAAUCCUGAGAUGUUCCCGGUGAUCACUGGAAUGCUGAAGAGUGGGCUGAGAAGCACGGCUCUAAAAAGUGAUAUUGGUGCGCAAACCAGCACAGGUAUGCCAAAACCAGAUCGGAAGAGUUUCAAGAUGUUAUCGGUCAACUUUAAUGAUGUUCCUUUGGGAGACCGCGAAGGGCAGAAAGUUUCUCUUUUAUUCGCAGUGGUGGAAUUCCUAGAGGAGGCGAGCACCAUAUCUCGGAACUUCCAAGAAUUCACCGUCCAGUCCACCUAUGUACAAGAGGUCCUGGCUGUUCUGUAUCCAGUAAUCGUCAAUUCGGAUUCUAUCAGUGCCAACACCGAGCUGAACACCAGAUAUGGUGGUCUUUCCUUCGAUGAUAGCAAUCUGGUCCUGCGACCACGUUCGAGUGCUGCCAACACGUCAACGGUGCUGCAGACCACCACAGUCGAUUGUCCCACCAGUCCCGAAGAAUGCGCUGGCUCUGCUCGCCGUGGAUCCUUCAUUCUUGUCUCCUCUGAUAAAUCAACCCAUCAACCGUCCUCUGCACGUAUUAGGCGUGUUAUUCAUCCUACUUUUUCGAAUGAUAGGUCUUCCGUGGAUCACCCACUUGUCAAGGCCAUCUUUGGACUAGCUCUCACCGUCUUUGAGGAUCAGCUCUUGGAACGCAAGGACUUCUCGGGCUUGGGGCUUUAUCAUAAAAAUCCUCCCGGCUUUUUGGAACAUCAAGCAUAUUUCAAUUCUUGGAUCUUCAAUCACCUGUUGUCAACUCUCAAGACACUACCCAGCUCCAAACCUCGGCUCCUUCAGGAACCGCGUACCCUUACCAACAUUGCCAGAUUCGCAACACAUCUAGCCGAGGCAGUCUACGAGGGAUGGUUUAUUGAUGGAGCUGCCACCACUUUGGAAAGCCUCGGCCCAAUCUUGGAAUAUAUCCAGCGACCGGACAUCUCCAGCCUGAAGAGCAUUAGGCUGUGCAAUCAAGCGGUGGCAACAACCCACUCUAUCUUGUAUCGCGUUGUCUUGUUUCAAUUGUCAGAGGCUGAUGAAAAUGACUCUCUGGCCGUUUUGAAACGUCUGAACUAUUGGCAGGUAGUCCUUCUCAGCGCAUCAGAGACCGAGUCGAAACAUCUCCAGCUCUUCUGCUAUCUUCUCUAUACAAAGUUAAUCAGCACGGAUGAUGAUAUUCGCCUGGCUGCUGCUAGUCUCUGGAGAAUCAUUUUGGUGCAAAAGCCCGACGAAAUGAAUAAUAUCAUUGCUCGUGGACCUCCUUCCCUGCAGCGUCGACUAUCAGAUGGCUUUGAAGCUCUGGCGGGGAUGGAAGACGAAGCGUUCUUACAUUGGAUCGAUGAUGAGCGUGACGAUCUGGACUCUUUAUUCCUAGGUAUCCUUGGCCGAACAUGGGAAGCGUUCGUCCAAGACGAGAAUACUAAAAGCGAAGAAUCGGCUAAAACCCGGAUUGCAAAACGCAAGGACAAGCUUAAGCAGUGGGUACAGUUGGAGAAAUUUGAUGAAGAAGUAACGCGUAAACAUGAUGCAACCUUGCCCCAUUGGAUAUCCAAUAUCUCCGCGUCGGAAACCCUCAAGUCGCAGAGGUGUCUGCAAGACCUCCAGGACAAUUCGUCUUUUAUGUGGUCAGCCUUCUCUGGCCUCUUGGUGGAUCUUCGACGACCAGGUGGUCUGUUGUCCGAGGAGAAAGAAAGAAAAUCCAGGCUUGACCAGACGGAAGGCCGCAGUCGUAUGCGUUUACGCGUUGUCCCGGAUGAUUCAGGCGAACGCCAAGACUACCAACCCAAACGCAAGGCUUCUGAGCCCCCCAUGAUGAAGAUUGACACUCGAGUGCGUGCACUGUCCGAAGGUGAGGCCAUCGGGAGCCCAACUGGCCUCACGACAGAGCCAGAGGCUGUUGAUCCCGAGGAACAAGAUGGCGAUCCCGAAGACCGCAGCAUACUUGAAGAGAACUUCGAAAUGAUCGAUGAUCCGAAGGUUGAACUGGAAGAUUACGAGGACAAAAAUCGCAGAGUAAUGCGAUCGCUCCAACGAGGCGACCAGGUACAGAAUGUGUGCAAUCAAUCACGGAUAAUUGGUCUCGAGGCUGUCGAAGGCCUUCUGAUCAUUGGGAAAGACUGCAUCUACAUUCUGGAUAACUUCUUCCAACGCGCUGAUGGAGAGAUUGUCAAUGUUUGGCAAGCACCCUCUGAGGAGCGAGACCCCUACGUGCGAAUGAUUGCUGGGCGAGAAUCGAACGACCGCCGAUCGCAGGAGCAUGAAACCAGAAGCUGGAAAUGGUCCGAUUUGGUCAGCGUCUCUAAACGACGCUUCCUCUUCAGGGACGUUGCCCUUGAGAUCUUUUUCACCGAUGGCACGAGCUAUCUAUUAACCUUCCUCUCUGCGCGAGUGCGGGAUGAACUGUGCAGUCAGCUCGGCAACAAGGCUCCUCAAGUGACUGGAAGUGUAGGACACUCGCGGCCGGAGGAUAUAUGGCGAUUUGAGACUUUGCGCAGCCAAGAGGAUGCUCCGCAGUCCCUUGGGUCCAAGUUUGCCAGUGUCUUUGGCCACCUCCCAUCUAGUCCAGCGACCCGAAAAUGGGUCAGGGGCGAAAUAUCCAACUUCCAUUAUCUCAUGUUGAUCAAUACGCUUGCCGGGCGGACAUUCAAUGAUCUGACCCAGUACCCGGUGUUCCCAUGGGUUCUUGCCGAUUACACAAGUGAAGAGCUCGAUCUCACCAACCCAAAGACUUUCCGCGACCUGUCCAGGCCCAUGGGCUGCCAAACACCAGAUCGUGAAGCUGGUUUCCGCGAAAGAUACAAUGCCUUUGCAGAAAUGGGUGACGACAACUCUCCACCAUUCCAUUACGGAACCCACUACUCCUCUGCCAUGAUUGUUUGCUCAUACCUCAUCCGUCUCCAGCCUUUUGUGAAGUCGUAUUUACUCCUUCAAGGUGGCACUUUUGAUCAUGCAGAUCGCCUUUUCUACUCCAUCCGUAAAGCAUGGGAGUCUGCAUCACGGGGAAACAUGACUGAUGUCCGAGAAUUGACUCCUGAAUUCUUCUAUCUUCCAGAGUUUCUGGUCAAUUCCAACAAAUACGAUUUUGGGCUAUUACAGAACAUGACAACGACCAUUGACUCGGUUGAGCUCCCACCAUGGGCCAAGGGUGAUCCCAAGAUUUUCAUCCAGAAGCAUCGUGAGGCCCUCGAGAGCCCUUAUGUGUCUGAAAACCUCCACCAUUGGAUAGAUCUUGUGUUCGGCAGCAAGCAAAAGGGGGAUGCAGCUGUGGAAGCUGUCAAUGUAUUCCAUCAUCUUUCCUACAAGGGUGCGAAGGACCUGGACGCCAUUGACGACCCAAUGGAACGUUUGGCCACGAUUGGCAUCAUUCAUAACUUUGGCCAGACGCCCCACCAAAUCUUCCAGCGAACCCAUCCCCAGAGAGAAGAUGAGCGACACCGUAUCCCCCGGCUCGACACCCUCGCGGAAUCGUUAACACAGAUGCCACUAUCGCUGCUUGAUAUUGAAGAGCGAGUUAAUACUCUGUCCAUGAAGCAGGAUCGCCUUUUAUGCACUGCUGCACUUCGACUGAAUGUCCCACCAACGUAUGACCAAUAUAUGGAAUGGGGCUUCUUCGAUGGAAGCGUGCGGUUUUAUUCCACCGACAGUCGCAAGCUCCUCGGGCAUUUUGAGCACCUCCAUGUUGGUCAACUCUCAUAUGCUAGCUUCGCAGACUCGCGCACACUUAUUACAUGUGGAACAGAUUGUACAAUCUCCUUGUGGACAGUGACCUCGACCGCUCGGUCGAUUGAUCUCCAACCCAUUGGGUCAUUGUUUGGUCAUCGUGCCCCGGUUACCGUACUUGCAACUUCCCGUUCAUUUAGCGCUAUGCUGUCUGCGUCGAAUGAUGGUCAGAUCAUGCUAUGGGAUUUGAACCGACGGUGCUUCGUCCGGGCUCUUCCAGCUGAUGGCACAGUUGAUUGCGCUCGAAUCAACGACGUGACUGGAGAUAUCAUUGUCUGCCGUGGCAACCGUAUCACCAUGUACACGCUGAAUGGAGAUGUGCUGGUCGAUCAACCUGUCUGUGAAUCCAGCGAUGAUCACGUUCUAUCCUGUGUCUAUUAUGAGGGUGUUCAAAACGAAUGGCUCGAGCGUGAGCUCGUGUUAACUGGCCACAGUCGAGGUGUGGUCAAUAUCUGGGCCAAAAACAUUCAUGAUGGACUCUUCGAGCUUGAGCUUAUCCGACAGCUCCAUCAUACCGACAACAGUAGAGACAAUGGCGCGAAUAUCUCUGCUGGAAUUAGUUGUAUUCUGGCUCUUCCCCAGGUUGUCUAUACGGGGGAUGAGGCAGGUCGGGUGUAUGAGUGGAAUUGCGUCCAGCGGCGUUGAAACUCGGAUAUGAGUUCCGUCGGUACGGCUAUUGAAAUGUUCGGAAGACUGUCCUCCAAAUAAACGGCAGUGACGUUUAAAAGUAUGGGGCGCUUAGUCUCGAAACCGGAUAAUUUCUGGUUAUUAUGUUAUUUCCUGUUUUUAUUUCCUAGUCGCGUCCUCUGGACCAUCGCCUCGAUCCGGGGUUUUUAGCGUUGCAUAUACAUAGCGGGAAUGGAAAGCAUUCAGCACAUGCACAACCCCGUAAACCAUGACAUUUAACCGGAUCCCGGUGAAGCAGAAGUGCAG
Molecule: messenger RNA, 7797 nt
Organism: Penicillium pulvis
Lineage: Eukaryota; Fungi; Ascomycota; Eurotiomycetes; Eurotiales; Aspergillaceae
Product: Beige/BEACH domain protein
Exons: 6
Coding region: 1-7509 (2502 amino acids)
Molecular function (GO): protein binding
Source: RefSeq, a predicted model, not a curated record